UGAAUUGAUAUCAUGGACACUUGAACCUUUCUACGAAACGAAACAUUUUGAUCUAUAUUUGGAUGUGCUGUGCUAUUAUAUUGUCUGGCUAUGUUAAUGUUAAUGAUAAUAAUAAUAAUAAAAAAAGACAUUGUCAUUAUAUUAUGAGGACUACUCACUUUCUUACUACAGUCAACAGUACACUCUAGAUCUACUUCUGAUUGUUGUGUGUAUAAUAUUGUGACCGUCGCCGUCAGGCUUCCACGGUUUUUUGGUUUUGUUUGCUGACGGACAUGCUUUGAAAGUUGUUUGGCCCGUUUUGUCAACAAAGCCCAAGACGAAACCGAGACCGACUUGUUGAGUUUAAGCCUGGAUAACAAGACAGGAAGGCUACAGACGGCUAAUUCAAACAUCUUGUGGAUCCAUUGUCUGCUUUGGCAUAACAAGGAUUUAAAGAUUUCUACAAGAGUGCAUCUGAGACCAAAGGUCCAGAAGCACGAAUGGAUUUUGUUAGUCUACCACCAGAGAUUAUUGAGAAAAUUUUCUUGCAACUGGAUACUCAAGCUCUAGCUGCUUGUGCCUUGGUAGAUGAAUGUUUGGCAAAACUCAUCUACGGCCGCCACUUUUUAGAUGAAUAUUGCCGAAAAACUUUCUGCUGCUCUUGGCUGACUGCUCAGGAUGUCCAUGAUGUCGAUAUCGCUGUCCCCUUUGAGUUCUGGUUCUGGGUCUAUGAAACGGUGAAGGCUCAGGACGCCCAUCAUGGAACUGUCAUCUACCAGAGCAAAUACCUCACUAAGAUUGGAACAUUGAAGCAUCUCUUCAUUAUGUGGCUCAUGUGUGGACAUCGUUCCAGUUUCAUUGACUCUCAUGCAUUGAUGAAUGUACUGUACCCACUUCCUCAUACUGUUCAUGAUGUUUUUGACUCAAAAUGCAAGCAACCAGAACCUUUUAUUAUUGACACCCUGAUGAAGAUAUUUUUCUCCCUGCCAGAAAUAAUGCACGUUAGUUGCAGCAAUUUGAAAGUUUUCAGCAUGCAGAAAGGAACAGUUACCACUGCCCCGAUACAAUAUAUAGUCAGGACAAAACUGAAGGAGAGAUUGCCUAAGAAUUUCCGUCCAGUCUUCAGUGUGGAGAUGCUAUGUGCCUCAAAUUCUGCUCGCACUCCUGCCCUGGUGAUUCUCAUGGACAGAGACUGGUGGAUAUUGUGGUUUGGGAUGGUGAAUUUUUCUACAGAUCGACCAGAUGGUUUAGACCACUUUUGUUAUGGAACUUACAGUCACAGUGUUAUGUUGGGAGAUAUAAAACUGGAUGCUAAAUCUGCCAUCAAGCAUUUUAAUGAUCAUGUGCAGAGUCACAGGGAUGUGUCUCGAGGGUCAUCGUCAGAACCAGCAAUGAGAGUAUUGCCCUGCCCUCUCAUCACCUUCGAGAAUUCAGACAUGGCGGACAUGACCUUUUCACUGGCACAGGAAAGUCUAAGGGGCUUGCAGAAGAAAUUUCAAAUUGUCCUCAACAGGACCUGCAGUCAUGUUAUCAAAGCUCUACGAAAGAUUUUAUGUGAACAGGAUUACACACGAGUCUCGAGGUUGUUUAGCACAAGAGCUUCACAAAAUGAUCAGAUCGAUGAAUUUGUUCUUCAUUUACUUCAUGUGGAUAUGGUCAGUGCUAUGUUCAACCCCAGUCAUCAACUUGACUUUGUCGUUUAUAAGUACAUCUUGGAGAGGAUAGCAUUUAUGUUCAGAAACGAAAUCCACAAGAGUCUGGUGAGCAAUUUCAGCCAUGCUUUUCUCUGCAACUGUCUGGGCCCAUCGUUUCCUUUGAAGUGUUGUUGCAACCCACAGUUGACGAUAGAGAAAUGCUUGUCUGUCAAAAUCAAAGAUGGCCUCUACUCUCCUCAGAUGUGGCCUCCACAUGUCUUGUCCGCCGCUUGCCUGAUCAUGCCUGCUCUUGCUGAAGUACUCAAGUCUGACAUUUUGUUGAUGAAAAUGGGCCGCUUGAAGUGGGCCCUCUCUAGGAAUGCUGUCAGUCAGCUCAAUCAAAAGCUGAGAAUCUCUGGCCUCACCCUCACUAACAGGCCACCAGGCAAGCCACGGUACCCACCAGUGCUGAAGCAAGUCCGACUUCUGAUAGUCGACAGUCUGGGGCUGACAAGGAAAGACCCUCUAGGUUAACAGUUAACGUCUCUAGGACAGGAAAAUCUCUGGUCUGUGGCACUUUUUGGACUUUAUUUCUGAUGUGUGUCAGUUGUCCUUUUAAAUAAAGAUGAAUUCAAGUUCAAGUGUAUGAGAACCCCCACCCCAAAUGUAUUCUUAACUGAAGUCGAAUAGAUAGAGAGAGAUACUGUGUUUGGAGUUUUAAAGGAUAAUUCAUUUAAAUAUAAACCAACUUGCUGUGAAAAGGAGACUGUUGCUUUUGGGCCUUGCAGUAGUCAAGAGACUUUUUAUGCUGUAAAAUGAUCAAUUAAGACAUUUAAUGGGAACUGUUGCGGAGGACAUUUAAAAAAAAAAAAUUGAUUAGUAGCCUAUGAACAAUAUUGUAUGAGAUUUAAGUUGUGGUCUGUGGCUUGUGGACAAACUUUUAAGUCAGCUCAGCCCUGAUCAGCUAAUUAGAGCUUGUUAGGGUCAAGGAGCCUUUAAGGCCUGUUUGUUGUCUUCAUUAACAAAAAGAAAGCAUGCAGUGGAAAGUAACAGUAACGUACCUCAUCUUUUGUGGCAAGUCAAUGUGAAAUGGCGACUGAGACUGUGUUUUAAAGUUUUUAGCGCGGUUGAAAAUUUUAAUGGAACACAUGUGACUUUACUGGUUACUUUGUUAAUCUGCUGACUUUUUUAAUUUUCAGAAUAUGAUUUAGUCAUUGCGUGAUAAUGAUGUACAUUUCUCCAAGUAUGUUUUAUCGAUUGGCUCUUAGUUCUUAAUUUCAUUGUGUUGUUUCCCCGACUUAUUUUCGUGUCCUUUUUGUUUGCCUCCCUUCACAUUAUAUGAUAUAUAGGAAAUCAAUGAAGAAGAUAUUGAGGUAAAUUCAACUGUUUAAAAUAUCCAUAGUCUUGCAAGCUAUUGACAGUACAAAUUUCUACAAGACAGAAAACUUUUCUAUAAUGAUAAUAUUUCUGGGUAAAGUCUUGUGUUAUUUUCUUUUACCUUCAGUGCAUUUAGUGUUUGUGAAAAUUGCACCACACUUGUCUAAAUUCUUUACCAUUACUAUUGAACGUUAUUUAUGCUGGGUAGAUCAUAGCAUUUCAUUCAUUGUUCAAUUGUUGUCCAACUUUUGAAAUGAACCAAAGUAAAAGAUGCAUUACAGUUUAUAAAUUAAAAUCAAUUACCAGCAAGUCUGAAAUGGUAAAAUGCAGUAUGAUAUUAAGACCAGGUAUUGUUACCUUAUGAUUUCAAUGUGGGGACAUGCAUACGUGUGCGGGGUGAUGUGCCAUUGAAUUUAAUCUUUCUGUUUGAUAUGUUUUCUUUUUUCUUAUAAAAUGGAAGUCAAUUUGAUUGCUGUCAAAUAGUACUUCAUCUCUUGAUAGUAAGUGACUGUCCAAAAGAAAGAUAUUGUCAGAAUGUUUAGGUUUUUUUCUCCAACUGGUACCCACAUUGAAUUAUUUUACUGUAAUGGAGAUUUUUAUGGUUUGUCAUUAUUCGCUCUUCCAUGCCACAUCUCAGUUCUGUACCCAACAUCAUUGCACUUUAUCAAUGCAAAACAGUGCUGUGACAAAUUCUCAAAAUGAACAGAAACUGCUUUGCUUAUUAUAAACUUGAAAUGGAGGAGAUUAUGAGCUAGCAUUUCAUAGGUUCAGUGUUCAUGUGAUGCAACUUUUCUGGCUGUUAUACAUAAGAAAAGAUCAUGUGUUUCUAGGGAGUAAUUGCUAUCAUAACUAAUUUAUAAUAUCAUAAGUGCCAACCAGUAGGCCUACAUUAAAAACGUAAUUUAUGUUUUAGAGGGUCUGAGUACUGCAGUCUGUAUUUUUGGUCAGAAAAUAUGCGCUCUGUUUUCUAGUAUCGCUCCUGGCGGACUUGUCGGCAUUGAAGGAAAACUAAGAACUUUCAAGAUUGGAUUUGCAAACAAUAAUGAGAACAAAGGAGAUUAAUCCACAUUUCUGACAUUAUUGUUGCAGGUCUGCUUUGAAUAACUUGAAUUCUUUGAAUGUAGAAAAAAAAUAUGUGAAGGGUUUGGAGGUAGCCUACUUGUCCAGUGCCCACCAUCUUGACUGCCAUGAACGUAGAGUCUGUUGUUAUUUUGGAUUUCAAAGGUCGGCAGCUGUGUAAUGUAAUUGAUUCAUUUCUUUGAUUUUGAAAUACUGUUGCCCCAAAAUUCUUUCUUUUUUAAAUUAAGGAAAGAGGCAGAUAUGUAAAGUUCAAAAUUGAGACUUUUUACUUCUUUGAUUACCCUGCUAUUGAUAUUUCAUAUUUCAAUUUGUAUCAGUAGAAAAGUGACUUUACAAAGUUCUGGAAGCCACAUUUGCCUGUUUUUACUUGUAUGUAGAAUGAAAUCUUUUGACUUUAGAAAUCGUCUUUCUCAAAGGGUAUGAUUUUGAUUAAGUGACCAGUGUAAAAGUAGUUCUUCUAAAAAAAUAUUCAAGUUGAGCUUUCAAAUUUUCAGUGGACUAAGAUAUGAUGUUAUUGUAGAUAAUAAUAAUAAUAAAUGAAUUUAUAACGCGCCAGAAUCCACAAAGCGUGCUCGGUGGUGCUUACAAAACACACACACACACCCCCACAAAAGCUCUAAAGCUCAGUACCACUACGACAGGCAUAAAUUUUUAAAAAUUAAAAAAGGGCUAGUAAUUUUUCUCAAAAGUUAUGUAAGUAAAUGUUGAAUUUUGAUCUUUGAGUGUCUUAUAGGUGAUAGUGCCUGUACACUAACAUUUUGAAAAUAUGGAAAAAAAUAGUUUUCCUCCAAAUCUAAUCAUUUCAGAGGGCCAGUUACUUUUCGGGAUAAUUGAUCAAACAAUUUUUUAGAAGAACCAUCUGUACAUUGUUUAUUUAUGAUUCAAGAUGGCCAAUGUUUCCAUAGAAAUCGUGAUGUCCUUCCCCUCACAAUAAAAAUUCCUUGUAUUUCUUUUAUAAGUCAUUCUUAGCAAUAGUGGGAAAUUUAAAUGAAAAUAACUAGAAAUGAGCAAGUUUGAAGUUUUAAGAGUCUUUUUCCUGAAAAUGAAUUACAAAAUAUGCCUACGUUAUUUGUUUUUAAAAAAAUUCAAAAUGCUAAUAAUUAUACCAUAUAUUUUGCAAAUUAUUUGAAUGGUGCUGAUAUUCAAAGCUAUUUAGUCACACAUCAAUAAAUUACUGUCUUUCAAAAAUGUUUUUAAUUUAUAUUGUUACAUAAAAAAAAUUUCUUAUGUAACGCAGUAUUCAUUUUUAUUUCUUUCAAGUUUGCCCUUCCGUCACAUGACUUAUUGUGCCAUUUUACCCGAUGCUGAUGUUCAGAUUUUUUUUCACUUCAGUAGCAUUGAAGCUUUAAAUUGUCAUCCGUAAGAGUAUCUGAAAGGUUGACAUUUUUUUCGCAUUUUAGCUAUUAUUAUUCUUUAAAAUGUGAUACGGGUGAAUUUUUAACUAUUUCUUCCUUUCAGCGACUUGUCAUCUGUGCAUACAUUACUGAGAAUAUGGGGCCAAAAGCAGUAUGUGCUGCAUUUAUUUUACUGGUAGUCCACAAAUGUUACCAUUGCAGUGUGAGGAUGGUGAUAAUAAAUUAUAAAUUAUAUUGAGCAUUCAAA
Molecule: messenger RNA, 5672 nt
Organism: Aplysia californica (California sea hare)
Lineage: Eukaryota; Metazoa; Mollusca; Gastropoda; Aplysiida; Aplysiidae
Exons: 4
Coding region: 480-2147 (555 amino acids)
Molecular function (GO): protein binding
Source: RefSeq, a predicted model, not a curated record